AUGAGCAAGCACAGCAACAGCAACAGCAGCAGCAACACUACCACCACCAUCAACAGCAGCAGCAACACCAGCAGCAGCAGCAAGCAACAGCACUCAAAGCAGCAGCAGCAGCAACAACAGCACCAACAGCAGCAGCAACAGCAACAACAGCAGCAGCAGCAACAGCAGCAACAGCACCAACAGCAGCAGCAGCAACAGCACCAACAGCAGCAGCAGCAGCAAUAA
Messenger RNA from Eimeria mitis, 225 nucleotides. RefSeq lists its product as uncharacterized. The record is from RefSeq and is a predicted model, not a curated record. Lineage: Eukaryota; Apicomplexa; Conoidasida; Eucoccidiorida; Eimeriidae. The transcript has a single exon. Bases 1 to 225 code for a protein of 74 amino acids.